This is a messenger RNA of Naegleria fowleri, 543 nucleotides long. RefSeq lists its product as uncharacterized. The coding region runs from base 1 to 543 and encodes 180 amino acids. The transcript has a single exon. The record is from RefSeq and is a predicted model, not a curated record. Lineage: Eukaryota; Heterolobosea; Eutetramitea; Acrasida; Naegleriidae.
AUGAUGACCAAAAGACUCUCCUUGCUAGUUGCUGUUGUCGCAACUUCCCUCAUGUGUUUGCUGCAGCAUGUGAAUGGAAAAGUAGGCAUGAGGAGAUACGUGGACACACCUCAACAACCUUCACGCUCAGCAAGACCACAAACUACAUCACACAUGGUACCAACCAAAACAUCAUCAACCCUUUAUAGUCAUCAUCAUGUGCACAUGGAUUCAUCACCGCAAGAGUCGGAACACAAACACAUUGCGUACGACCAUUUUGUGGGGUCAAUGAGGUCAGAAAGUUCAUCUUCUCUCUUUAGCGAUGAUGAAAAUAGUCGGCAGCAACAUCAUACUCCCAACCAAGACAAUUUUACAGACACCAUUGCAGAUGGUAACUUUGACCGUAAUGCCAGUUUCAAACUGCAAAGAACGUUCAUUCGAAUUGCAUUCAGCGAAGUAACACUAGCUCUUAGUAGUGCUGAAACGGCAUCACGAGUGGGAACCAUUGAGAGCAUUCAUGAUGAUAAUAAUCAACUCCUGUAUGAGUCCUACAUUUACUCGUAG